CGAGUAGUGUUUCCCAUCCACCUAGCACUCCCCGCGCGCACAGCAGCACCACAACUUACCUCACCUCACAAUGGCACCUAAAAAGCGCGCGCGCCCGACCGUUCGGAUCGCGUCCUCCGGUCUGGGCGAAGAGACGACGACGACCACGACGACCGCACAAGCGUCACCGAUCACGUCUGACGGGUGGACAGACGAGCAAGAAACGACGUUAUUCAAAGCGAUCGCGAUCUACCGCCUGAAGCCGGCAGGGAUGCACAAGCACUUCCGGAUCAUCGCGAUUGCGGAGCUGAUGAAGAACCAUGGGGUGUCGGGCGAGCACACGGGGAUCCACGGGAUCUGGGAGAAGCUCAAGACGCUGUACAAUCUGGAGGCGCUGGACGAGAUGGAGGACGAGGUCGAGGCCGGCGACGAUGAUGAUGAGGCGCAGGAUGAUGACGACGAUGCAGACGACGCUGCGAAGGAUCUGCCGAAGGGUUGGAAGGAGUUCAGUCUGUCCGAAGACGAGUUUGGCGACUUGAUGCGCAACAGGAGGUGGGAUCCUGACUCGAGGGAUAGCCCUAUGAGGACGGCGAAGGAGGCUAGUACCGUGCCAGACGAUGAUGGGGAUACGAUCUCGGAUACUCCCUCGCGCUCCGCGUCACCGGCGCCCACUCCCGCCCGCAGCACGAGGGGCCGUGGCACCAGAGGUCGUGCUACUCCGCGUGCUCGUGGGUACGGCGGUAGGGGCAGAGGCGCGGGAGGCAGGAAGACCCCAAACACGCCUGCACGCGCUGCAACGGAGGAGAAGGAACCCGAUGAGGAGGAAGACGACGACAAGAUCGUCGGGGACAACAGUGUUAGGGCCGAAUCUUCCGAGGCAGAGGAGGAACAAGAGGUGGAGGAGGAAGAAGAAGAGGAAGAGGAAGAGGAGGACGACGAGGAGGAUGAUGAAGACGAGGAUGAGGAGGAGGAUGAGGAGGAGGACGGUGACGAGGAGGGAUCUGGCUCGGGUACUGCUUCCGGAAGUGACGAAACCGAGGAUGAGGUGCCGACUUCUGCUAGGGGCAGAGGAAGGGGACGGGGAGGCAGAGGCAGUCGCGGUGGAAGGGGCAGCAGCAGGGGUGUGGUGGUUCGGGGUCGCGGACGUCCAAAGGGCUCCAGAGGAAAACGAGGUACUCGCGGAGGAGCAAGCGAUGUCAGAAGGAGUUCGCGGAAGAAGUGAUCUCUUCAUGACACAUCACCAUCUCACGAAUACGAUUUCAAAAUACGGCGUCAUCUUUGUUUUUUUUCCUUCCCCACGGAAUCCGGCGUUUGGCAUCUCCAAUAUCCCUUUGUUUUACCAUACCACCCAUAGAGCAUUUCUUUCUGUAAUAGCAAUACCAACUCAAC
Tricharina praecox is the source of this 1368-nucleotide messenger RNA. RefSeq names its product chromatin modification-related protein EAF7-domain-containing protein. Gene Ontology annotation, cellular component: NuA4 histone acetyltransferase complex; nucleus. NCBI's taxonomy places the organism in Eukaryota, Fungi, Ascomycota, Pezizomycetes, Pezizales, Pyronemataceae. Bases 71 to 1201 code for a protein of 376 amino acids. The record is from RefSeq and is a predicted model, not a curated record. The transcript is spliced from 3 exons. Gene Ontology annotation, biological process: regulation of transcription by RNA polymerase II.